Molecule: messenger RNA, 799 nt
Organism: Coregonus clupeaformis (lake whitefish)
Lineage: Eukaryota; Metazoa; Chordata; Actinopteri; Salmoniformes; Salmonidae
Product: gamma-gliadin-like
Exons: 3
Coding region: 53-688 (211 amino acids)
Source: RefSeq, a predicted model, not a curated record
GCAAGUGUGGAAUCCAGCUCAACUGCCCCAGCAGCAGACGCUACCGAUCCCCAUGCCUCAGCAAGUGUGGCAGCCAAUGCCCCAGCAGCAAAAGCAACCGGCCUCUGAGCAGCAGUCACAACCUACCACCAUGCCUCAGCAAGUUUGGCAACCAGCUCCAAUGCCCCAGCAGCAGACGCUACCGAUCCCUAUUCCCCAUCAGCCUCAGCAAGUGUGGCGUCCAGCUUCAAUGCAACAGAAGCUACUGACCCCCAUACCCCAGCAGCCUCAGCAAGUGUGGCAACCAGCUCCAAUGCCCCAGCAGAAAAAGCAACCGGCUGCUGAGCAGCAGUUGCAACCUACCGCCAUGCCACAGAAGCAACCAGUUGCCAUGCCUCAGCAAUUAUGGCAUCUAGCUCAAAAGCAACUGGCCUUAAUGUCUCCGCAGAAGCACUUCGAAAGCACUGAAGAUGGCGGCUCUGGUAGCUCUCAGGCCAGCAUCGUUGAACAGUCUGUCCUCAUUCCAAUUUAUUCCUACAGUUCCAAAUCUCGCUACGAGAAUGGCAAAACUGUCUUCUCCCAAACCCGCUACACUCCUGGGGAGGCUAUGCCUGUUGAUAGUGGAAGUGCUCCCAAGAACAAGCAUGUUGGCAUCGCUGAACCAAGCAUAUACCCACCACUAGUAAAGGAUCCUUCAAGGAAAAUCUAAUGGUGGAUUCAUCCUUUAGAAGCUAAAGGUUUCAUUCAUUUGUGUUGCCCAGAAGUUGCUGGUGCACUUGCUACUCUUGUGAUUUAAUCAAUAAACCAUUUUAAUUUAAAA